CGCCGGAGUCUCUGGCGUCUAAGUCAAAAUACGCUUUGAGGGGGUCCUCGCUAUCUUCUGGCCUGCGCCGGAGUCUCCGGUCGUCGGCGGAUGCGCGAGGCGCCGCCGUUAAGGGGAUACAUACUUGCUGCCGCCGAGGCAAGAGACCGGAGGGGCGAGGGCCCCGCUCGAAGAGCGAGCGAGCGCGGCGGCUCCUCGGAGACGCCGCUGCUGAAUUUGGGCGCCUCAUAUGUUCGACGCGGCGGCCGGCUCCGCCUUAGGCGCGGAGGACCCAUGCGUUCUGGGGCCUUUGCGCUGGCAAAAAUGGCGUCGUUGUCUGGCGUUUGGAUCGGCGAAGGGGAGGUGCGAGAAGAGAUCCACGGCGCACUGUUCAGUCGGCCGCGUGGGAUGAUGUGGUCGGAGCUCCUCCCAUUAGCGCAUCCCGUUAUAUCACAGGCAUUAUUCUAUAUUAUUGUGGCACUAAGAAACAAUGAUCCAUGUGCUGAAGUGAUGAUACCUGGAGGUUGGAUUGUGAAGCGCUUCCUGGCCUGAAAAUGGACUGCUUACAUGCAUAAUGUCUGUCCGAUUAUAGGUGAAAUAUUCACGCGACCAUCAGCCUGGCUGCAGGCCGUCACAUCUAGGUACAAACAGGUAUUGAAAGGUCCUGAAAUAAACUAAUAGGAGUUGAAUUGGUAGGAUUUAAUUUUGAUCACAAUCCCUGAGGAUUGAACUGGUAAAGGUGUCUAAUUUAUAUUUCCCCACAAAAAAAUAUGAACAAGGGCCUAUAAAUUCUCACAUUGAUAGAGAUUAUAUAAUAUUUUUUUUGUGGUAGCUUUCAAUAAUUACUGUAGCUGCAUAAGAAAUUCGCAUUGAAGAUUUGAGAACAAUGAAAGUAGGUCAUACCGUGUAGAGCUAUGCAACCAAUGCUAUUCUCUAUAGGUAGGUAAUAGGGGCCGAAAUCACUAUUCUGACACUUUCAGCAAACUUUGUCACAAACUGAACUCGACAUGAAAGUAUUUCAUGAUCUGACCAUUUUAGCAACGCCACAGACCGUGGCGUUUCUGCUUCAUAUAGAUUAUAGAAACGCCGAGCUAUCUUGCGUUGCAGCUCCAAAUAUAAACGUCGAGGUAUCUAGCGUUGCAUCUCCACAUGGAAACGCCAACCCCUUUGGCGUUUCUGUCCUACAUGUAAACGCCAUUGGCUUUAACGUUUCAUAUGUGGUAGUACUCCACAGCUCGAUCGGGAGGAGCAUGUCCUACAUGCAAACGCCAUUGGCUUUAGCGCGGACUGCAAUUGUCUCCGGAGCACGUCCAGAUGCAGCGAGCCAGCCAGUGAGAGUGAUGAUAUCAGCGACUAAAAAUCUGGUACUCCCUCCGUUCCAAAAUAUAGCGCGUCCUCGGUUUCCGUGCUUCA
Messenger RNA from Triticum aestivum (bread wheat), 1392 nucleotides. RefSeq lists its product as uncharacterized. Bases 91 to 531 code for a protein of 146 amino acids. NCBI's taxonomy places the organism in Eukaryota, Viridiplantae, Streptophyta, Magnoliopsida, Poales, Poaceae. The record is from RefSeq and is a predicted model, not a curated record. The transcript has 2 exons.